This is a messenger RNA of Cydia fagiglandana, 695 nucleotides long. RefSeq lists its product as uncharacterized. NCBI's taxonomy places the organism in Eukaryota, Metazoa, Arthropoda, Insecta, Lepidoptera, Tortricidae. The record is from RefSeq and is a predicted model, not a curated record. Bases 40 to 612 code for a protein of 190 amino acids. The transcript is spliced from 3 exons.
CAAAGUGUUUCGGCAAAGCUUGCAAGGGUGGCAGGGGGAAUGGGCGGGGCUAGCCGGGAUCAGCAACAGGUCCAGAGAGAUCGAUAUCUGCGGGAUGCUGGCGCAUGCGCGCCGCACUCUGCAUACACCAUGCGCUCUCUGGUGUUACUCUGGCUGUCAUUACUAAAUCCAGAAGGUGAAUGCGACCUCCUCCGUGACAGCGUCCACGUGACGUCAGCCGCCGCGAGACCCAACAACGACCUGUGGUGCUACAAGUGCCUGGCAGAGGUGCCCGAGGACAAGUGCGCCGACCUGCGCCACAACAACUCGGCGCUCAUCACCAAGUGCCACAACGACCGGCCCAUGUGCAUGGUCAAGCGCUUCUCCUACACAACAUCUAAUGAAAACUCCACGACUGAUCUCAAGAUGUGGGCGCUCGAGCGGAACUGCACCAAGCACUGCGAACCUGGCUGCAUCAUCAUUGGAGAACGAACGAAACUAUACGCCUGCACGUCAUGCUGCUCUACUUCUCUGUGCAACUACGGAUCCAGUGCCAGCAGAGGAACGCUCCAACUGAAGCUGCUGUCAGUAACUCUACUCGUCGUCGCGGCGAUCACCAGACUAACAUUAUGAUCACUCCAUAUCUAAACAAUUGUUGAUGUCUGGCAAGCCAACCGAGUCAGUAGGGAAUUAUGGGAUCAAAAGUAUAACUGUGG